AUGGGCACGUAUCUGAGCAAACCGAUCACCGACAAGGAAUCCGAAGACUCGGCCAACGGGUGGUUGUCUUGCGGUUCCAGUUCCAUGCAGGGAUGGCGCGAGUCCCAAGAGGACGCGCACAACUGUUUGUUGGACUUUGACAAGAGGGUCGCUCUGUUUGCCGUGUACGAUGGACACGGUGGUGCCGAGGUUGCCCAGUAUGCAGCUGAAAAGUUGCCUUCUUUGGUUAAAAACACACUGUAUGAUAGCCAAGACUACGAAAAUGCCUUGAUAAAGGCUUUCAUGGACUUUGACGACAGUCUUAUUGAGUCACCCGUUGUCGAACAUUUGAUUGCUCUCCGAGAAGAUAUUAAUGAAGAAAUUGCUGAUGAAGAAGAAGAAAAAGAAGAACUCACUGAACUUUAUGAAGAAGCUAAAAUGCCAAUUGAAGACAUAAUAAUGAAGUAUAAAAAUAAAAUAUUUAAACAUUUUGAUCAAAGCGAAGAAAGUGCAGAUAGCAAAGAAAGUGAAGACGAACCUAGUUCUUCUAAAGAAUCUCCUAUAUCAAAACCUAAAUCUAUCGUUGAAUCAAAUGACGCCUGUGGUUCUGGUAGCAGCGGUAGUAGCAAAACAGUUACAGAUGACGAUGAAAAAAAUGUUGGUAAUGGAAUUGAUGAAUGUAAACCUAAAGAUCCAACAGUUGAAAGUUCACCAAGUGCUAAAGUCAAUGGCACACCAAAUGAUGAUGAUAAUGAUGAUGACGACAAAACUGAAGAACUUGUUGCUGAAAGUAGUGAAGCAGAAUGCGGCCCCAGCAGUAGUAAUGGACAAAAUGGCACAGAAAAUAGUUCUGGAACUGCAUGUUUAAUUCUUGAGGAUUCAGAAGACGACACUGAUGAAGAAGGAGAAGAGUUUGAAGGCUCAAUGAAGUUAGAUGAUGACUCUGAUGAUUCAGAUAGCGAUGACGAUGAUACACCGUCUACUUAUAUAUAUGAAGAUGACGAUGAUGAGGAUAAGCCAGGAAAAGAUAGUGGUUGUACAGCAGUAAUGGCUUUAUUAGUAAACAAUAAACUUUACGUCGCUAACGCUGGAGAUUCGAGGUGUGUCGUUUCUGUUGAUGGUAAAGCUCAUGAUAUGUCAAAAGAUCAUAAACCUGAAGAUGAACCAGAGUUAAAGAGGAUUUGUAAUGCUGGUGGCAGGGUUUCAAGCGACGGACGAGUGAAUGGAGGCUUAAAUCUUUCUAGAGCUCUGGGUGAUCAUAAUUACAAAAAAAAUACAGAUCUUCCAAAUACUGAACAGAUGAUAACAGCUCUUCCCGAUGUAACUGUUUUGGAUGUAACACCAGAUAAUAACAAUUUCAUAGUGUUGGCUUGUGAUGGUAUUUGGAAUUCAUUAAGCAGCCAGGAAGUUGUUGAUUUUGUUUUGGAACGUAUCAACAAACCAGAUGUCAGUUUAUCGUCGAUUUGCGAAGAACUAUUUGAAAAAUGUUUGGCACCUAAUACAUUGAGUGAUGGCACUGGCUGUGACAAUAUGACGUGUAUCAUUGUUAAGUUAAACCCAAAUCCAAAGCGUUCUCGUUCAGAUGACGAAGAGGAUGAUUCAGAAGGUGUCGAGUCUAAAAAACAUAAAUCAGAUUCAACGGAACCUGAAUCUGUACAAUAA
Macrosiphum euphorbiae (potato aphid) is the source of this 1641-nucleotide messenger RNA. NCBI's taxonomy places the organism in Eukaryota, Metazoa, Arthropoda, Insecta, Hemiptera, Aphididae. The record is from the annotation of a GenBank genome assembly.